Xenia sp. Carnegie-2017 is the source of this 1068-nucleotide messenger RNA. Its product is annotated as abnormal spindle-like microcephaly-associated protein homolog. The coding region runs from base 1 to 1068 and encodes 355 amino acids. The transcript is spliced from 3 exons. Gene Ontology annotation, molecular function: protein binding. Gene Ontology annotation, biological process: mitotic cell cycle; spindle organization; establishment of meiotic spindle localization. Lineage: Eukaryota; Metazoa; Cnidaria; Anthozoa; Malacalcyonacea; Xeniidae. The record is from RefSeq and is a predicted model, not a curated record. Gene Ontology annotation, cellular component: spindle pole.
AUGGAUAUAUCAAUGGAUAACGUUCUCCUCGUUUCUGGUGGCGUUGACAAGAACAUUAAAAUUUGGGGUUUGGAUUUUGGUGAUUGUCGAAAAUCAAUAUUCGCCCAUGAUGACAGGUACAGACAACGUCGUUUGGUCAACAAAAUUUUGGAAGCUGUUUCUUCUCAAAAAAAUGCUGCUUUGGUCCUACAGCAACGACUUCGUGCUAAUAUGGCGGCAAAGAGCAUUCGUCAGCAUUAUCUUCUUUUGAAAAGAUCUUCUGUACUUAUACAAGCUUCCUAUCGUGGUCACUUAGCUCGAGCUCAUGUCGCCAGGAUUCGUUCUGCCAUCGUGAUACAGUCGUACUAUCGCGGACACCGGCAGGCAACCGAGUAUAGGGGGAUAAAAAAUGCCAUAAUCUUUGUCCAAGCUCUAGUUCGAAGGAAUCAAGCAUUUGAGAGAUAUAGAAAUCUAAAAACUACUGCGUUGGUUGUUCAACGUUAUCGUAGAGCAGUUGUGAUUGGUUGCGGACAAAGAAAGAUGUUCUUAAAGAUGAAAGUAAGUGCUAUAAAAAUGCAAAGUUGCUAUCGAGGUUAUAGAGCACGGAAGGCGUAUGAACUUAUAAGACAAGCUACUAUAAAGAUUCAGAGCUUUAUCCGUGGAAUAAUAGCCUUAAAUAGAUAUGAGAAACUACGCAAAGCCAUUGUAAUAGUUCAAACCAGAGAAAGAGCGAGAAUACGUGGAAAAGAAGAAAGAACAUCAUAUUUAAAGCUGAAAAAAUACACCAUUUCUAUGCAGAGUUUAUUUCGUGCAAAACGCGAUGAAAUGAGUUACAUGCUUACUCGAAACACCAUUAUAAAGCUUCAAGCUAUGUUGCGUGGGAAACAUGCACGAAAAGUGUUUCAAAGAUCACGUUCAGCUGUUAUCGUGUUACAACGUGCACAACGAACACGGAUGUUGGGAAAACGAGAACGGAUUCAAUUCAUGGAAAAACGAAAUAGUACUGUGCGUAUUCAAAGUCUUAUAAGAAUGCACUCAGAGAGUUCUUGGAAAGCAACAGAGAGUGGAAUUUUUAAAACUGAAAUGUAA